This is a messenger RNA of Cadophora gregata, 987 nucleotides long. RefSeq names its product Ubiquitin (gene UBI4). The transcript is spliced from 5 exons. The record is from RefSeq and is a predicted model, not a curated record. Gene Ontology annotation, biological process: ubiquitin-dependent protein catabolic process. Gene Ontology annotation, molecular function: polyubiquitin modification-dependent protein binding. NCBI's taxonomy places the organism in Eukaryota, Fungi, Ascomycota, Leotiomycetes, Helotiales, Ploettnerulaceae. The coding region runs from base 209 to 784 and encodes 191 amino acids. Gene Ontology annotation, cellular component: cytosol.
CCUUACUGCAGAACACGUCACAAGUUCCAUGACAGCUUCAAGCCUCGUUCUUCACCGAAAGCCACCAAAAUCCCACAGCCCGUCCUCCUUGGCGAACCUCAGCAACCAACUUCUUCACUUUGAUUAUUAGAUAUUUCCUAUCCUUUCUGUGUGUACUUUGUAUAUCGUUUUCGAGCGACAAGAUUUCAUUUAUUACGUCCUCGCCAUUAUGAUCGAUUUCAAACCUGACGAAGAGGCAGUGCGGAACUUUUUGUACAUCGAAGAGGUCAAUUCGAACGAUGGGCUGAGCCGACGCUUGAAUGGAGUUCCGACUUCCCAGACUGUUCAAGGCCUCAAGAAAUUGAUUGCCGAGCAAGUUUCAAAUCCUCAGGGAUGGAACAAUAUUUCUAUUGCAUUCGCUGAUCAAGAGUUGUCUGAUUUGAACACCACACUCUCUUCUCACGGAGUUCAGGAUGGCGACACAAUAUUCUUUACUCGCUCCAUCGCUCCUGCAAUCAAUCCCCCUCCGUAUACCACAAACAACACUGGCCCCGUCAUGCUCAACAACGUGAUGUUUCGGGAUCUGGACGGAAAGACUCUCACACUUCAUGGUGUCGGGCUACAGUGGAAAGUGAAACAGCUUCGAAAAAAGCUUGGUGACGAGAAAUCUCUUGAGGUUGAAUACUAUCGGUUCUUGUGGGGUGGCAAACAGCUGGAAGACGAACGAACUUUGGAGAGCUAUAAUUUCGGCGAGAAUUGCACAAUUCAUCUGGUCAUGAGGCUACGGGGCGGAGGGGCUUCUUAGACGCACUGUGCAGUGACUUGAAUUUAUUAUACAGGCUUAUUUUAGCUACUCAUAUGAUUACAAUCUGCUUGAUACUUUAGCUGAAUGAUAUUGUAUAGUUCGGUCGGGUUCCGCCCAAGUGUGGAGUCUCCUCAUGUCGUAUUAUCAGAGCCUUUUGCAAGCGCUGCACUGUGCGCCCUGCGAGACCGCAUUCAUCUUCAUGA